This is a messenger RNA of Panicum virgatum (switchgrass), 874 nucleotides long. RefSeq names its product thaumatin-like pathogenesis-related protein 3. The transcript has a single exon. Gene Ontology annotation, biological process: defense response. Bases 60 to 590 code for a protein of 176 amino acids. The record is from RefSeq and is a predicted model, not a curated record. Gene Ontology annotation, cellular component: extracellular region. Lineage: Eukaryota; Viridiplantae; Streptophyta; Magnoliopsida; Poales; Poaceae.
CAAAUUGAGCUCUAGCUAACCGGCCACGUACUAGCUAGACAACACAAGCAUCGUCAUCAAUGGCGGCGUCCCGUGCUGCCUCUUCGGUGUCGGUGGUCCUCUUCCUCGUCCUCGCCGCCUUCGCUGCCGGCGCCAGCGCGGCCACCUUCAACAUAAAGAAUAACUGCGGCUACACGGUGUGGCCAGCGGGCAUCCCGGUGGGCGGUGGCACGCAGCUGGACCCAGGCCAGACGUGGACCGUCGACGUGCCCGCCGGCACGAGCGGCAGGUUCUGGGGCCGCACCGGCUGCUCCUUCAACGGCGGGAGCGGCCACUGCGACAGCGCCGACUGCGCCGGGGCGCUGUCCUGCACGGUCUCCGGGCAGCCGCCGGCGACGCUGGCCGAGUUCACCAUCGGCGGCGCCCAGGACUUCUACGACAUCUCGCUGGUAGACGGCUUCAACCAGGCCAUGGACUUCUCGUGCAGCACCGGCGUGAACCUGCACUGCAGUGGCCCUGGAUGCCCCGACGCCUACCUCUUCCCCAACGAUGACACCAAGACCCAUGCGUGUGCCGGCAACAGCAACUACCAGGUCACCUUCUGCCCAUGAUCAGGCCGUCAGCUGGUCGUCGAACGAACGAUGCAUAUAUACAUGAUGAUAAUAUAUGUACUACUAUAUAUAGUGGAGAAUAAUUAAGCUGAUGAUGAUGAAUAAGGCGAUCGAUGUCGUGAAAUAAAAGUCGUCGCCCACGCGCGUGCAUGCAUGAUUGUAACUGGAUUUAUGUACCCGUAGCGCUUCAAAAUACGGAUGAUGAUGUAAUAAGUCUUUUUCGAUUAUCACAUACAUAAUGUUUUUAGACAAACAUGGCAUGUAAUUUGUGAUGAUCUCGGUUA